This is a messenger RNA of Fusarium verticillioides 7600, 1454 nucleotides long. RefSeq lists its product as hypothetical. The transcript has a single exon. NCBI's taxonomy places the organism in Eukaryota, Fungi, Ascomycota, Sordariomycetes, Hypocreales, Nectriaceae. Bases 245 to 631 code for a protein of 128 amino acids. The record is from RefSeq and is a predicted model, not a curated record.
AAAUAAAACUUAGCAAAAAGUUUCCUAAGUUUAGACUGGAUCUACCUAAGCAUUUUUAUCACUUAUGGUUAAGGUCCUGAGUUUUCUUUCCUCCCCUAGGAUCCCAGAGUCGAUGCCAAGAGCUAUACCAACCGACAAAGACCGUAACGACCGCCUUGGCUACGAGACUUGGGAAAUAGCUCGAUACAGGUCUAAGAUUGCUCGACGCUCCGGGGCCGGAGCCAGAGAGUUCACUGGUUCAUAGAUGCUAAUAGAUGGAGAAACAGAACUCCGACUAGGCAUCAUGGCCCUGGUGGACGAUACAUGGGGUAGACAGUCAUGGGGCUAUUGUAGAUCCUCACGGGGAUCUUGGGUCGAGGAUUGGUUACGUGCAAUUAUACGGAUUGAAGCCUCACCAGACAACUGCUGGCGUGCGUAUCCAUCACGAGAGUACGGAGUAUCGAGACAAGACAACAAGGCCCCUGACAGGGUUUUGAUCAAGUUCAUUCAAUUGCUUUAUCCACUGGACUGGCUAAAACAAAAAAGCCCCAGUCAAGUCGAAUCACAUCAUUGUGUAUGUACUCCGUAUCACAUCGCGAGCUCCACGAAGCAUGGGUUUAAUCAAUCGGUUGGCAAGGGGUCCGUCCUCUAGGCUCUAGCACAGCAGCGGAAUUGUGGCUAGCGAGAUAUGGAUCACAGCACGCAAGCAAGCCAUGAUCGAAGCCUGCGCUGCGGGUGACCAUUUGCGGCUGUUGCUCUUUUUUCACUAUUUUCUGGGGUAAAGAAAACAAGUUCAUGAUUGGGAAUUGCUUGCUUUUUUUGCUGCGUUACCCAUCUCCUUCUCCACGGGUUCGGUUCUCUUCACCCUUGCCGGCGGCAGCAGCAGUUACCAAGUUCCCGGGUCUUGGUUCUUUGGUCACAGUUGGGAAUGGCAAUCAAUUCGCGCUGCUGAACUCUAGUCAAAACUGUCAAAGGUCCAUCCCGCUCACGCAGCGCGGGAUGAACCUCACGAUCAGAGUUGUUCUCUCACCUUGAAUGCAACGCUGAGCAAGAUCGAAAAGCAAGAUUCGGUGUUUGGCGGCGGGAGAAAGAUGGCUCUAGUCGGGGGGGAGAGAGGCCCUGCUGGGAUGGGAGCAAGGAACCCUUUCAGUGAGACGUCAUUGAUGCAACGCGACGUUGGAGAGAGAUGCUGAAAACGGUUGAGAAUUAUGGAUUGCUGACGAUUUCAGCUGACGGACGCGCAUCAAGAUCAGUUCAGCUUUUCAACUGCCGAGACAGGUUCGGUCAUGAUUGUCAAGAAUAGAAUACAACAAAAACUUGGUGAAGCAUUUGUGAGGUGAGGUGAGGUUGAAGGAUCUUCGAUACACGCAAUACAGUACAAACAAGCAAGCAAGCAAGCAAGUAAAGAAACAAACAAGAUUCUCAUCGAGGUUUGCGAUUGAGGUGCCUCACAGCAAAGAAUGACGCCAUGCAGG